Prunus avium (sweet cherry) is the source of this 2556-nucleotide messenger RNA. RefSeq lists its product as uncharacterized. The record is from RefSeq and is a predicted model, not a curated record. NCBI's taxonomy places the organism in Eukaryota, Viridiplantae, Streptophyta, Magnoliopsida, Rosales, Rosaceae.
GAACUAGAUUCUUACCUUUUUAGUAAUUCAGGUCACCCAAAAGGUUUCUAUCCUCGGACUCGGACCACCCAACAAAGCCAUAAAUGGCUAUAAAACCGCUAGCGCCAAAACUUUACUCCAUCCCCGAUCUUUAUCACUGCGAUUCAGAUUCCUUCAUAUUUCUAUCUUCAAUCUUCAAUUCAAGAUUGUAUUCGUUCAAUUCGCUCAUUUAUCUACCUAUUGAUCCCGAUUUCAUGUCUCGCCGUGUCCCCAAUCCAAUUCUAGGGUUAGGGUUUUGAAAUUUCAGAAAACUUCUCGAUCUGAAAAGGUUUUGCCCGAUCUGUGAAUAAAUUGUUUGCCUUUUAGUACUUAACUGUCCGAUUCUAUCUGGGGUCAUUCAAAAUUUUCCCGAUUUAUCUGAAAAUUGAAGAAAUGUUUUGAUCUUAUGAAAUUUCCAAUUUUUUAAAUUCUUUUUACCUGUAUAAAUUGGGGAUACACAGUUUACUGCUUGCCCCUGUUUUUCAAUCGCUUGUAAAUUAGUAUAAAAAAAAAUACAACCAUAGGGGUCUAGUAUUUUUGGGUUGAGAAGCUGGUUUUUGGGUGCUUUUGUCAAUCGCUUGGACGCCAAUAUUUUCAGGGCAAAAUGAUUAACAAACGGCCUUUUGGUGGUGAGGAUUCUUAUGAGGUUGCUUGUAAGCACCCAAGACAAUUGGAACAUUCUAAUGAGGAUAUUUUUCCUUUUAAUGGUGCUCCCCAGAAAUUUCAAAUUUCAGAUGGUGAAGGUGAUGGUGAUGGGAGUUUUAGUAAAUGUCCAGAUGAAGGAAGGUUUGCAAGUGACUUGGGAACUUCAGUCUCAAAUGAGACCUACAAAGAACUUGAAACUGGUGCUUCUGGAAGCUUUGCCCGGUUUUUGUGGUCCAACAGCAGCAUUAUUGAAGCUAAUGUAAGACCUGAGGCAGCAUCUCAUCUAUCAUUAUUCCCAGAAUUUUUUGCACCUGUAAACCAAUGGAGGGCUUUACUUCAUUCUGACGAGAUCUGCUCAUCUCCUGUUGAUUAUCCUCCUCGAAAGCUAGUUUCUAUUGGUGCUCAGCAUCAAGCUCAUGUUCCAGUAUGGGGCUUUGAGGGUUCACACGCUUCAGUUCAUCUAGAGAAAUUGUAUCCUCAACAUGAGCCUUCAUGUCCUUCCAGUCAGGAUCUUGUUCUUGAUGUUAACGAGGAGAAGCUGAUGGGUACCCGUGUCAUUUCUAUGCCUGACCUUGAAGCAUCUGCAGCAAACUAUUUCUGUGAAGAUGUGGGAGCUAGAAGCAACUGUAAGUGUGGUGAUGCAGGUUCUGUUAGAUGUGUGAGACAACAUGUCAUGGAAACAAGAGAGAAACUAAAAGAAGACCUUGGAGAGCACCUAUUUGAAGAGUUGGGAUUUUAUGAAAUGGGAGAAGAGGUUGCAGAUAAAUGGACUAAAGAGGAAGAGCAUGCCUUCCAUGAUGUUGUCCUCUCUAACCCUGUAUCAUUGGGUAAGAACUUCUGGCACCACCUCUCCGUGGCUUUUCCUUUCCGAACGCAUAAAGACCUUGUCAGCUAUUAUUUUAAUGUUUUCAUGCUCCGUAAACGGACUGAGCAGAAUAGGUUUGACCCUCUAAACAUUGACAGUGACGAUGAUGAGUGGCAAAAAAUUGAGCUUGGAACCGUAGAGGAUGAUGAGGACUCUGGGGUGGAAUCUCCUGUCAAUCUAGAUGCUCCUGCCUAUAAUCAGGAAGAACACUUAGAGGGUUGCUAUGAACACAUUGAGGAUGCAUAUGACAUAGAUGGUUGUAGAGAUGGCAAUGAUGUGGUUGAUUGCGUUGGAAUGAAGGACAAGGAUGGGGGUGAUAUAGAUGAUGGCUCAGGAGCUCAUGUUGGGAGUUCCCCUGGUGGUUCUGGUGGUACCGAAACUCAGAUUUUGGAUAAGAUUGCUAGCAAUAACAGAGAGGAUUAUGAUAUUCAAGAUGAUUCUUGCACAUCAUAUGAGUAUCAGCGAGACAGUUGAAUUCUUUUGUCCUCUUAUUGACAGAAAUGGUUCAAGAGACUGCGGUGUAGAAUGACGUGAUCCUUUUCUGAGUAAGUACAAUAAGCAUCGUGACUGACCUAUGAGCUUUUGAAUGAUAAAUUUCAAGAAGAAGCCCAAUAAGGAUGAUAAGGUGGCACGGGGCAAGAUGAACUACACUAGGAUUACUAAUUCCCAGUACUGUUGUUCCAUUGAAGCCAGCUUUGGGCUGUAUGAACUCUUUAAAUCCUCCUUUCAGGAUUUGGGGAACCCUGAAGAAGGAUUUUCAAAUGGACGAUAGAUUAUUAACCCUUCAAAGAUGCAAGUAGUUUUCUUUCAAUUUUUUCAUUUCUUGGAAGAAGGCAGCUACGGAUGUAGAUUUUUAGCGCAUGAUGGAUGCCCAUGGGUUAGUCAAAGGGACAGCCAUGGUCGAUGGACUUUUUCUUCAGUGAACAGGGUGCAAUUUCUUUACCUGUGAGCCAGAAAUUCUGUUUUUUUCUUGUGAGGAUGAGAUGUGAAAAUGUGAAGGUUUUCAUUGGAAGUGAAUCAAAUCAACA